UCGAGCUUUGGUCAUCAAUUGUUCGUUGAAUGUCAGGGAGUAAAAUAAGUCCCCUUGAACUUUGCUGUUUUCUGAAUUUCCAAACAGUGAAAAAAAAUGUUUUUCUUCUUAGGGUGAAAAGCUAAGAUGAUAAAGAAAAUUAUACAAUUGAUAUUGGUUGCAACCACAUGUGUGAUGUUUGAGGCGUUUAUUGCACACACAGUCGCCACAACCGGGUUUGAGAUCACCUUAACACAGGAGAAGAUCUACGAAAGACUGGAAGGAUUUAAACUGGUUGGACACGUCACUGAGACCUUUUUUGCUGAUGAAUUUGAAUGUGGACUUCGUUGUCUGACAACCGAAGGGUGUUUAUCAUGUAACAUUUUCUCUGACGGAAAAUGUCAGCUCAGCAACCUUACGUGGCAGUCGAGUCCAAAUAACCUAAAGGGUACUGUGAGCUCAACGUAUUACGGCAAAGAUAUACGAGGUUGGUUUUCGUCAAGACCUGCUAUUUCAUGCAAACACAUUGUGGACGCUGAAGACUCAAAAGGAAAAGGAGAAUAUUGGAUCGAUCCCGAAAAUGAUGGAAAUCCACUAAAAGUACUUUGUGACAUAUCAGAUGACGGCUAUUUAAUCGGUUGGCAUCAUCAGCAUCCUGGCCAUUCUUGUAGGCACAUUUUAGAAUCUGGUGGCUCCGGAGGAAAAGGUGUUUACUGGAUUGAUCCCGAGAGAAAUGAACAGCCUUUACUUGUGUACUGUGAUAUGACUACUGAUGGUGGAGGUUGGCUUCUUGUUUCUAACUAUAUGAUUACCGGUUCAACUGCUGAAGAUGGAGUCAAACUUGAAGGAUCUUACCGUAAAAUCUCCGAAUAUUACACCGAGAGGAUGGCACUCAACUUGAAUGCCAUGAAAGAACUAAAAGAGUUUACGAAUUUCACUCAGUUGAGGUUCUAUUGCAGUAAACCUGGGGUUCGAACGCUUAACCUGGUCACAGCUCUCAACAGCACUGGUGAAGCUGUAGUCCAGUACUUCAGCGGUCAGACAAAUGUCCAACCUGAUGCCUGUGGUUCAUUCAUAAGAUUGGAUGAUGACAACUCCAAAUUAGCGCAGUCAUGCCACAGGUGGGGUAAAGGAAAUAAUAAUAUCUUCUAUGUUGGCAAAUAGGGGAGAGGAAAGUCCCAAACAAGAUUGAUUGACUUCCCUAUCUUUGAGUACAGUGCAUUACGUUGGUCUCUUUACCACCACUCAGGCAAGUUUGACUGCGACGACAAGGGCGGUGCGGCCAUACCUGGAAGUUUCUGGCAAGUCUUCGUUCGCUAAGAGUUCUUUUGUUUUAAUCAUAUAAUUUCAAACAAAAUUUGUGCCACAGCUGCAAAACCAUUCAGUGUUUUUUAUUGCAAUUCGAUGUUGGGAACCUGAGUAGCUCAGAUCGUGUGCAGCCGCUUGGCCGUGGAAGGUCUGGGUACAAGGGUAUAGCUCACCAUAUCCUAUCGGUGAUUUUACGAGUCAUAUUUAAUUAUCAUUUUUAGGAAAGUUAAAAGAUAUUGCAUAAGUUAAGUUAUUAAACAGACGUAUUAGUGUGAAUAACGAAAACGCCUUUCGAUCAGUUUCGAUUGAUUGUCUCCUCAUACAUCCAUCUGUCUGUCAUAGACAUUUUUUUUUUGUCCCUGCCAUCAAAUCAAUAAAUAUUUCGUCACAGGUGGCUCGAUCUACCAGUGAUAUGUAAAAAGUCUACUUCUUGCAAUAAGAAUCACUCAUUACUGAUUCAGUCAGCCGUUAAUAAGGAAGUAGUUAGUUUUCUCUUCCAUAAAGUUAAUAACAUUACACUCGGUUAAAAAUGUAAUGCUUAUGAGCAAUGAUAAUGUAAAUGAAAUAUGGUUAUUUUCUACAAAGCUCACUUUAUUGAGAUUGGUAGAAAGCAUAAAAAUUGGAGUGGGCAGUCUUUUCUGUUUGCUCCAUAUUGUAAACUGAGUAUGUGUUCAGCUUUGCAACAUUACUUUGUAUGUGUAAAUAAAUCAAACAAAGAGACAUAAACAGAGGUCACUAAAUUUUUCCACUAAUGCGUCUAAUAAAAGUUGCAUGAUUCAACAAAAAUAGUUUUCAGCAUUUGGCCAGGACUAGUCAAGAAAUAGAAGCAAACCUAAGAGUUGUUCUGUCCUCAGUUGUGAUCACCCUUUAGCUGAUACACAUCCACUCUUAUGUCUUUGAAUAUAUUGUACAAAACGUGUUCUCUACCGGCCAGUAGAACUUGACUUCAUCUAAAAUACUUUUUCACCUUUUGCGAUAUAACCAUUGUAAUCUUGUAUUAAAAUUCUGAUUAUAAGACACUGAGUUACACAAAAAUGUAUAUCCAACGUAGGUUUCCUUCGGGAAAACUUAUAGCAUCUUCACAUUGGUGUUGUAUUUUCGAGUUUAUCCCAAGUGCUUCAAAAGACAUC
Molecule: messenger RNA, 2417 nt
Organism: Pocillopora damicornis (cauliflower coral)
Lineage: Eukaryota; Metazoa; Cnidaria; Anthozoa; Scleractinia; Pocilloporidae
Molecular function (GO): oligosaccharide binding
Source: RefSeq, a predicted model, not a curated record